AUUCAGCAGCGCAGGUAUCGCGAGAUCUGGAACCGAGAGGCGCCUGCAAACGAGAAGAACAGAAAUGCCCGGCAGAUGACAGCAGUGGAUCGGUUUGUGCGUAGACAACGUGCGUGUUGCUCCAGCGUUCGUCUGCAACCCUUCAGGAGGAGACAGACAGGCGACCCGCACAGAACUUUCGAACGUUACCUAAGUUUACCGCGGCACUCUUCGGACCUCGUCUGUCUCCGCCAUGACACCGUUAACCGUCCGAACCCGCCACGACGAGCGCGAUUCUACGGCGGGCCAGCGGAAGUGAGCGCAGGGAGAAGUCGUUCGGGGAGAGAGGGGAAACAGCCCCGAUAAAGGCAGACGUUCCUCCGCCAACUGGAGUUAAAGCCGAGCGUCCCGGAGGGAAGGCGGCCCCCGCGGGGAUCCCGUGGACAUGGACACGCACGUCAUGGAGGGACAACUCUACGUGCAGCACCAGAAGUUUGGGAAGAAAUGGAAGAAGAACUGGUUCGUCCUCUACCCCGCCAGCCAGAACGGCAUCGCCCGCCUCGAGUUCUUCGACUCCCCCUCGGGCGGGGGCGGCGGGUCGACCGGAGGUUCGGGAAGCGGGUCCAACGAGAAAACCAGGAAGCUGGACAAGAAGAUCAUCCGCUUGUCCGAGUGCAUAUCCAUCCUCCCGGCGCUGACGGAGAGCUGUCCCAAAGACAACAUGACGGCGUUCUGCGUGGAGACCAACGACAAGACGCACGUGUUCGCGGCGCAGAGGGACACCGCCAAGGACUGGAUGGACACCAUGUGCGACAUCGCCUUUCAGGGAGGGGGCGGCCUCAGUAACCCUGCUUUAGACCCCAAUGCCAGAAUCCAGGACCUGCAGAUGUCUGAAAACCUCAUCUACUACUCCAGAGAGGAGGUGAACGAGUUCUGGGUGAGCGUCCAGCGCACCGAGGCGUCGGACCGCUGCGGGCUGGCCGGCAGCUACUGGCUGAAGACCGAAAACGAGGCCUUGAUCCUGAAGGACCCGAAGACCAAGAAGACUGCCCAGGUGUGGCCGUACAAGCUGCUGAGGAGAUACGGGCGAGACCGGGUGAUGUUUUCAUUCGAGGCGGGUCGACGCUGCGACUCGGGCCCCGGGAACUUCACCUUUGACACCAAGCAGGGCAACGAGAUCUUCCUGCUGGUGGACCAGGCCAUCCAGUCGCAGAAGGCGCAGGCCGAGGACCGGCACCUCAGCGGCUCCCUCAGCUUCGACCCGGACUGCCCCGCAUCGCUGCAGCACAUACGCAACGCCUGCGGCGCGACCCCGGCGGGCGCGGGCGGAGACAGCAGCGGCAGCAGCUGCAGCAGCCGCGAGGCCGACAACGACUCCGGUGGCAGCAAACCGGGCUCCGCCGACGGCGUCCUGGGGAAAAGGGAAGCGGGAGAUGGGAGAGGGCAGGGAGGCGGACCCGCAGGGGGUCCCAAAGGCAGGAGUCUACCAGAGCCACCAGCCAUGUUGGGGGUUUUAGGAGGAGGGACCCCUCCGCGUUCUCCGAGAGCGCAUGCGGCAGCAAAAGGUUCCCCCGAAGAACAUGCGGGUCUUUAUUCCGAGCCAGCUGACUCGAUCCGCCCGCCUCCGCACAUGGCCGACUGCCUCUACUCUGACCCGGUGGACAGUAUUAAGAACCAGAAUCUGAGCAGCAACCAUCCCACCCCUCCGGUGCCCACCCCUCGCCUCCGACCAGUAGGCGACGAGUCCUUUGGAGGCGGAUGCCAAGGGGACCACCACCCUGGAACCAACCACAGGACCCCCCCGGACCUGUACUCCCAUGUGUACGAUCGGAUCAACCUGGAGCUGAACCAAAAAACAAGCGCCCUGAGUCUGAACGGGGCGGCAGGCGGGGGAAAAGGCGGGGGCCGGGGGGUGAAACCCAGCCGCCGACCCCCGGGAGGCCAGGGUGAGGGCGCCCUGUCGCCUGCCCGUCCUCUGGAGCACAUAUACGACGAGCCGGAGGGCUGCGCCAAAGCCAACGCUAGCAUCCCCGCUUGCUCGGUGAUUAGCAUCUACGACGAGGCCCGCUUAGAGCCCUCCGGCCCGAAGCGGCAGGAGGAGGCGUCGGGACCAGAGGGCACGUACAGCACCGCCUCGGCUGGGAAGCCCUCGGAGCCCCCGAGGCACUCGCCCCCCCAGCUGGGCCCGAGCCGCGGCCCGGCCCAGCCUCAGCCUCAGCCUCCGAGGCUGCCCAAGCCCGUCACCGCCCCCAAGCCGCCCAGGGGCGUUUUCGGCAAGAAGGAGCCCAUGCCGCUGCCCUCCGAGAAGAAAGGAGGCCCUGGCAGCAACGUGAACAACAACAACAACAUCUGGGGCGGAGGAGUGGACGGAGGAGGGAGGGAGCUCUACAGCAGGGUUUCUAAACCUGCGAAGUCGUGGUACAGCAGGUACCACCACGCAGCGCUGAGGUCCCCGGACAUCAUCUACGACAACUUGGGAGAUAUUUGAGGUUUUUGUGCUGAAGUGGAACCUUUUUGAGGUCGUCGCAGCAGCUAAAUGCUAAAGCAGGAGAAUGGAGCAGCCCUGUAUUCUUGCAGUUAAGGACUGAGCACAUUCUCCCCUCGUUGGCGUUUCUUCCAUCCAUGGGCUGGAAUAAUUAUUUGAGACAGCUGAUUCAUUCAGGACGGAUUAGCUCACGACUGUUGGAAAACCACAUCACGGCUGGUUUCUGUGCGACUCUCGCACGGCCACCCUCUCUCUGCGUAUGUGUGUUUGAGGGAGAGAGAGCGCGAGAGCGAGUGUUUGCAUGGUCAAUCCCAUAAUUGGUGUACCAAGCCACAGUGUGGUCGGAGCCAGCCACCUCACACACACACACACACACACACUGAUUUACCAGCGCGAGCUCGGCCCGGAGGCCUGACUACAACAAGCCGGGAGCGCGGCUUGGCUCCUCUUUUCCAGAGUGUGUGUCGUGCCAUGAGGUGACUGGGAAGCGGGGAUUUGCUCUGCUGCUUUUCCGGACUCGAUGUUCGACUCGAUCGAGUAGUUUUAGAGGCCAGGGCUCCGCGAGAACCAGCUAAAACGUUUCCGUUUGUGUUUUCUGGACUGAUUCGUUGCUUUAAAUCCCAAUGAGAGACAGAGAUUUACAGAUGUUUGUUCAGCCCAGGACACUAAUCUGUGACACGGUUUCACGUCGGAUCCACUAAAUGGAAAGAUGUUGAAGCUACUGCUUUGGAGGAGGCCUGAAAAGUGAGAAGACCAGUUUGGUCACAUGGGUUAUUGAAUGAAUGACGUACAGGAAAUAAUAUUAUUUCAUUUCUUCAUGUUUGUAUGUACAGAUGACCUAAAUAACAUAAUCAAUGCUCUGCAAUGUGUCAUUGUAUGUGUGUAUGCGUUGGAAACAGCUGUGCUGUCUGUAAAUACAACUAAUAAUAAAAAUGUGUCAGAAAAUGA
Betta splendens (Siamese fighting fish) is the source of this 3412-nucleotide messenger RNA. It is a transcript of the gene dok1b, whose product is annotated as docking protein 1b. Gene Ontology annotation, cellular component: cytoplasm. NCBI's taxonomy places the organism in Eukaryota, Metazoa, Chordata, Actinopteri, Anabantiformes, Osphronemidae. Bases 425 to 2467 code for a protein of 680 amino acids. The transcript has 6 exons. Gene Ontology annotation, biological process: cell surface receptor protein tyrosine kinase signaling pathway; positive regulation of MAPK cascade. The record is from RefSeq and is a predicted model, not a curated record.